CUUGAACUUGGGACCCACUGCUGCCCUCAGCUCUGAGUCCGGGGCAAGCGCAGAGUGAGUGCUGGAGGCAGAUCCUGGGCGCGAGAGGGCGGCAUUCGGCGCGCUGGGCAUGAACCUGGAGGGUGGUGGCAGCCGAGGUGGAGAGUUCGGCAUGAGCUCUGUGAGCUGCGGCAAUGGGAAGCUCCGCCAGUGGCUGAUCGACCAGAUCGACAGCGGCAAGUACCCAGGGCUGGUGUGGGAGAACGAGGAGAAGAGCAUCUUCCGCAUCCCAUGGAAGCACGCGGGCAAGCAGGACUACAACCGCGAGGAGGACGCCGCCCUCUUCAAGGCAUGGGCACUCUUUAAAGGGAAAUUCAGGGAAGGCAUCGACAAGCCAGACCCUCCUACCUGGAAGACACGUUUACGUUGUGCUUUGAACAAAAGCAAUGACUUUGAGGAACUGGUUGAGAGAAGCCAGCUGGACAUCUCAGAUCCCUACAAAGUAUACAGGAUUGUUCCUGAGGGAGCCAAAAAAGGAGCAAAGCAGCUCACCCUAGAGGACCCACAGAUGACCAUGAGCCACCCCUACACCAUGACAACGCCUUACACCUCACUCCCAGCUCAGCAGGUUCAUAACUACAUGAUGCCACCACACGACCGGAGUUGGAGGGAGUACGUCCCUGACCAGCCACACCCUGAAAUCCCAUAUCAAUGUCCUGUGACAUUUGGACCCCGAAGCCACCACUGGCAAGGCCCAGCUUGUGAGAAUGGUUGCCAGGUGACAGGAACCUUUUAUGCUUGUGCCCCGCCUGAGUCCCAGGCCUCUGGAAUCCCCAUAGAGCCAAGCAUAAGGUCUGCCGAAGCCUUGGCCCUCUCAGACUGUCGGCUCCACAUCUGUUUGUAUUACCGGGAAAUCCUAGUGAAAGAGUUGACCACAGCCAGCCCCGAAGGCUGUCGGAUCUCCCAUGGACACACCUAUGAUGCCAGUAACCUGGACCAGGUCCUCUUCCCCUACCCAGAGGACAAUGGUCAGAGGAAAAACAUCGAGAAACUGCUGAGCCACCUAGAAAGGGGUGUGGUCCUCUGGAUGGCCCCUGAUGGGCUUUAUGCCAAAAGACUGUGCCAGAGCAGGAUCUACUGGGACGGACCCUUGGCACUGUGCAGUGACCGGCCCAACAAACUGGAGAGAGACCAGACCUGCAAGCUAUUUGACACACAGCAGUUUUUAUCAGAGUUGCAAGCUUUUGCUCACCAUGGCCGACCCCUGCCAAGAUUCCAGGUAACUCUGUGUUUCGGGGAGGAGUUUCCAGAUCCCCAGAGGCAAAGGAAACUCAUCACCGCUCACGUUGAACCUCUACUAGCCAGACAACUAUAUUAUUUUGCUCAACAAAACAGUGGACAUUUUCUAAGGAGCUAUGACUUGCCUGAACACAUUAGCAGUCCGGAGGAUUAUCACAGAUCUAUUCGCCACUCUUCUAUUCAAGAAUGAAAACGUCAAGUGAUUUCGUUUCAUUGUAAAUAUCUGACUUUAACAACAACAGCUGAUUGAAUCCCCUCUUUUUCUUUUGAUAAACUUGGGAAUUGGAGCUUCAUUUCAACA
Pteronotus mesoamericanus is the source of this 1579-nucleotide messenger RNA. RefSeq names its product interferon regulatory factor 4 (gene IRF4). NCBI's taxonomy places the organism in Eukaryota, Metazoa, Chordata, Mammalia, Chiroptera, Mormoopidae. The coding region runs from base 110 to 1468 and encodes 452 amino acids. Gene Ontology annotation, biological process: regulation of transcription by RNA polymerase II; immune system process. The record is from RefSeq and is a predicted model, not a curated record. The transcript has 9 exons. Gene Ontology annotation, molecular function: protein binding; DNA-binding transcription factor activity, RNA polymerase II-specific; RNA polymerase II cis-regulatory region sequence-specific DNA binding. Gene Ontology annotation, cellular component: nucleus.